This is a messenger RNA of Homalodisca vitripennis (glassy-winged sharpshooter), 6757 nucleotides long. Its product is annotated as septin-7-like. Gene Ontology annotation, biological process: cilium assembly; cytoskeleton-dependent cytokinesis. The record is from RefSeq and is a predicted model, not a curated record. Gene Ontology annotation, molecular function: molecular adaptor activity; GTPase activity; GTP binding. NCBI's taxonomy places the organism in Eukaryota, Metazoa, Arthropoda, Insecta, Hemiptera, Cicadellidae. The coding region runs from base 37 to 1812 and encodes 591 amino acids. Gene Ontology annotation, cellular component: cell division site; septin ring; septin complex. The transcript has 10 exons.
GCGUCUCAGUUGUGUGAUCGGCGGCGAUGUGUUAAGAUGAGUGCGACCAGUAACGGAGUGCCCGGCAAACCCGCGGUGUCGGCGGCUACCCCUGCGAGCUACCACUACACCAGCAGUACCAGCUUGUUGGCCGCGGCCAGCAAACCCACCCCGCCACCCACGUUACCAAAGUACUCGACAGGGUCACCAGCUAGUUACCGCCUGGCGGGGCUGGAGCGUCUAGCCAACAGGCAACGGCUCUUCGACCAGCCCACCUCCGGCACAGGGGCCGCAGCAGACCCCUUGUUGCAGAGUAAGCGAGAGCUAUUCUUCAAAAAUGAGUUACCAAACGCGGGAAGUACGCCACCUGCUGCCCCCGCCACCGCCCCUGCUGUGCCACCCCCGGCCGCCCCCACUCCCAAUAACAUCAAGGAAGCACUGGCUAAACGGGCUACUGACAGAGUGACCACGCCAUCAGACGGGACCGGAGAUGUAGAAAAACUGACCAAAGCUGAGAGAGAUAAGGUGGUACCGGAGAGACGGACCAAGGAGCUGGAUGGGUACGUCGGUUUUGCCAACUUGCCGAACCAAGUAUACCGGAAGGCUGUCAAGAAAGGUUUUGACUUUACGCUCAUGGUUGUUGGUGAGUCAGGGCUGGGAAAGUCGACGCUGAUAAACUCCAUGUUCCUGGCGGACAUCUACAGCAAUGAUCACCCAGGGCCUUCGCAACGGGUGAAGAAGACCGUGCAGGUAGAGACAAGCAAGGUUCUGCUCAAGGAGAAUGGAGUUAACCUGAUGCUGACUGUGGUUGAUACACCGGGCUUUGGAGAUGCCGUAGACAACUCCAACUGCUGGCAGCCCAUAAUUAACUAUAUCGAAUCCAGAUAUGAGGAGUACCUGAAUGCAGAGUCACGAGUUAACCGCAAGGCUAGCCAGCCCGACACGAGAGUACACUGCUGCCUGUACUUUGUAGCACCAUCUGGCCACGGUCUAAAGCCCCUGGACGUAGAGUUCAUGCAGAGACUCCAUGAGAAGGUUAACAUCAUCCCUGUGGUGGCCAAGGCAGACACGAUGACCCCCGAUGAGUGCACGCAUUUCAAGAAACAGAUUCUGAACGAAAUUGCUCAAAACAAAAUAAAAAUCUACGAGUUCCCUGAAACGGAUGAUGACGAAGAAUCCAAAUUACAUAAGGCACUAAGGGAUAGAGUUCCUUUCGCUGUUGUGGGAUCUAACACUGUUAUUGAAGUGGACGGCAAGAAAAUCAGAGGGAGGAAGUACCCUUGGGGUAUUGCUGAAGUUGAAAAUCUGGAACAUUGUGAUUUUAUUGCUCUCCGCAACAUGUUGAUUCGUACACACCUGCAGGACUUGAAGGAUGUCACCAACAAUGUGCACUAUGAGAACUUCAGGUGUAUCAGUUUGGCUGGCCACGGACCUGAUGGGAAACCCUCUCGCAUAUCCAACAAGAACCCUCUGGCACAGAUGGAAGAGGAGAAGCGAGAGCAUGAUGCCAAGCUUAAGAAAAUGGAGACCGAGAUGGAGCAGGUGUUUGAGAUGAAGGUUAAGGAGAAGAAACAGAAACUUAAAGAUUCAGAAGUGGAUUUGCAGAGACGGCACGACCAGAUGCGCAAGGCACUGGAGGCCCAGGUGUCAGAACUGGAGGAGAAGAGGAAGGCUUUGGAGGCAGAGAUUGCUGCCUGGGAGAGCUCCAAUGGCGUCAGUCUGGAUGAACUGCGGAGACGGAGUCUGGAGAGAGAGUUCCCCAAGCGAGUGAUGAGCGCUGCGGUCGCUCGGCGCCACUCGUUCCAGCACCGCAGUGAGUGCAAGCAGCAGUAGCCACCUCACGCUCGCUCAUGUCCGCCUCACCGUCUCAAGUGCCUCCUCUCAGACUUUGUGUUUUUGUCACUGUAUGUUGCUUGGCAUUGAUUACAGACUGUAAUUGAAUGAAUGUCUACCAAAUUCAAUUUCAAAACUAAAUUUAAUUUACCAUCAGCCGAUAGUUCAAUGUUGUGAGUUUAUGCAUCACUUUGAAACUAGUGAUGUUACAUAAUUUUAAAGGCUUAGUAUCAGAUUAGUAAUCUUUACAUAGUAAAAAAUGUAUCUGGAAUCCUCACAAUUUGGUAGAGCAAUGUCAAGCAAAUGGUUUUGCUGGAUUAAAAGGAAAAUAAUUAACUGUGUAAAUUGUUUCAUUGCAAAUAUUCACUUUAUAACUGGUGCUCAGUCAUAAGAAUUGGUUUUCUGUGUGGCAAUAGAAAAAUUUAGUUGCCAGAUGUCCAGGGCAGAAUUAAUAAAGCCCUAUUUGUAAUGUUGGGAAAAGGGUGAAUAAAUAACAAAAACAUUGAAAAUUCUGAAAAAAACUAAAUAUGAAUAAAUGAAAUUACUGUGUUCUCUCUGGUGUUUGUUUUAAUCUGAAAAUGUGACUGAAGUAUAUAUGAGUCAUCUAGGCUUUGGCCCUUAGUAGAAUAUCUCUAGCCUUAUCCUUUCUAAUGAGAGUAACUUCAUUUAUUUUUGGCAGUCAUUUUGAGUUAUUAUUUGUCAAUGAAGUGAUAAAAAAUAAUCUAUAAUAAGGAGACUAUGUUUGGGAAAUGUAACACGUUUAGUGAAAAAUGCACAAAAACACACUUUUUACAGUGAAGUAUUAGUUAUCUGAUAAUAGAAAUUUAAAGGAUAUCUCUAUCAUCCUAGUUUUCUGUUCAACAUCAUGUCGAACAAUUGCUAACACUAAUAAUCGUGAGAUAUAUUCACCUCGCUUUGGUGAGUCAUCUCAGUCUAUAAAGGAUGCUAUUUAGAAAUGGUAUCAAAAUUUCUGUCUACAACAAACAUUUUUUCAAAUGUAAAGUAAUUGUUAUUUUUUUAGUUUGUUGCCACUAGAUGAUUAGAGCUGUGCAUUUUGUGUCAUUAUGUUAAUAUUAACUAUUAACUAAGUAUGGUUUGAGAACUGAAUAUUUUAAAUUAUCAAAGCACAAUUUUUCAUUUAACUGAAAAUGACAUUCAUUACAAAAUUUUAAAAUAUACUUGUAAUCAGUGCCAACAAAAUUAAUAGAUUGUUGUAUUCCUCAAUGUAAUGUGUAAUAACUUUUCACAUUUAAUGCUUGUUGUUAGCGAAACGUAUUCUAUGUUAUCGUGAAAAUAAAAUACUAGAUGGGGGUUCAAAAAUAUUUCUUUAAUAAUUUUUGAUUUAUUGUUGUUUGAUCAUUGACCUCAUAUUUAAGAUUUUUGUAUUUAUACAGUUAAAGCUUUAUGUUAUGUCUCACAUAAACUUUAACUCUGUUUUUAUGUAGUGUGUUUUUAAGAAUUUAAGAAGUGUAAUCAAUGUAACAUUAAGCUUUAUAGUUUAUGGUUUGUAUUCUCUAAUAAUGUACAACCAACUAAUAUUUCCUCAAUCAUAUUAUUGUAGAAAUAUUCACUUAUAACACAGUGUGUUAGUUUGAUGUAAUAAGAACAUCACAUUAUGUGGGGAUAUCGUUGACAUUUUGUAAAUUGUAAUAUUGUGUUUUUGGUUGACUCUUCAUUCCACAUUCACCGAUCACUCUAUGCAUUUCAAUUCUUAUGUAAAUAAUAGAACUCAUGCUGGUAAUGAGAAGAAAUAUCCAGUCAACAUAAAACUUGAUUAUGGUGUGUUGUAAAUUUGAGAAGCUUUGUUCUGUAGUAUUUUAACUGAUCAGAAUAAGCUUAAUCUGUGUGGCAUUUACCGACACCAGUUACCUUAUAAUCAUUAUAUAAAUAUUACUCAAGAAAUAAUAUGAUCAUCUUCACAUAUAAUCAAAUCCAUCUUCUAAUAUCAUAUUCCAUUUCUCUAUUAACAGAGAUUAAGUCCAUCAUAAUUAAUUUGUUUACAUGAAAAAAUUAAUGACAACCUAAUAAACUGUGAUGGAAAUUUAAUGUUACAAUUUAAAUUCCGGAUUCAAAUAUCUGUAUUGCGACCAUUUAAUACUCAAAUUGUUUUUACUAAAUAAGUGAAACUGUUUUUGAGAUAACUCUAUAACAGUGUAAAAUAACCUAAGGCUUAGAAUACAUUUAACUGUACAAGUAAAGUAUUCAGUUUUUUUCUUUCUGUAGUUAUUAUAAUCAGAAUAUUCUUUAGUCAAAAAAAUAAUACGUUAAAUGUAUGUGAAUAUCAGCAUGUACAGAAUAUGCCCAUUAGAACAAUCCAUGUAUUGAGUAUAAUGCCUUUUAUUGAUUAGGUAGUUUUUCAAUUCUGUUUUAAACUUUAUACAGCUCUCCUCACUUGUAAUUUCUCUGAGAAACUUUUUCAAAACUAACUGCAGUGAUUAUUAUUGAUUGCUAUUAUUAAUAAACACUUUGAUAUUCCUUACCAUCGUUUCUACAUUCCAACACACACAGGUCAUUAUAUGUUAUAAUUCUGUAUUGGGGGGAAAGAUGCUCGAUAAAAUCUAUUUACUUAAAUUCUAAAAUGCUACUUUUUUGUCUCAACAUUUUUCCAAAUUCUGUUUGCUGGUUCCACUGUGCAUGCUUAUAUGAAAAGUGAGUUUUCAGUGAACCCAUUGCAUAGUAAAUAACCAAUAAAUAUUCUAUAUCACCUUAACUUACUUUUGUGCAUGAAUACAAUGAAUCUGUCAAACUGCAUUUUUCUAAAUUAAGAAUCCUUACCGUAUAUGGUCUAUAUAUUUUUCAAACUAUCAUGCUUGUGCAUAUGUGUCACAUGAUAGUCUGUCUAUUAAUCACAUGAGUGUUAUUCAAAAAUACAUUUUUAUUGAAUAAAAGGCCAAAAACCUUAGUACUAUUAAUAUGAUUAUGAUGAUAACAUGAGUGACAUUUAUACCCAAUAUAUAUUUCUAUCCAGUAAAAGGAGUUUUUAUUGAGAAGAAAAUCAUAGGACUAUUAUUAUGAUUAUCAAUAUCAAUUUUAAAAUGUUAGGUUUCAGACAUUUUAAAAAUUUUUUCCUAAGAAAAAUAAUGUGAUUUAUUAGAAUUCAGGAGCAAAUUAUUUUAUUUGGACAAAAUCAAGAUAAGAUGAUAUUUUUACAUUUUCUUUUGCUUUACUUUUUACUAGUACGUUAGUAUUACCAGCAUACAUGCAUAAUUCAAAUGUAUUGAUAUAUUUUAGAAAUUCUUGAAUGUAACAUAAAAACAACAAAGAACUGAGAUAGAAUAUUGUGGUAAUCAUGUUUUUUACAAACUAUACUUGCAAAACAAAAUUUAUACAGAACUAACUCCUUUUAGCAUAGUCCCAUAGUAGGGAGUUUACGUAUUAACAUUUUAUGCAAGACACUAUUAAAAUCAUAGAAAUAUCUAAAAAAUAUUCUUAUAUUUAGAACAGUCUUAUUAGCUGUGACAAUUCAUUUUCUAGAUCUGAAGCCAUGUUCUGUUUCAAAGAGUUAAUUUGAGUCCAAAUAUUUUAAUAAUUACUAAUAGACACGGGACUCGGACACAGGAAGUUUAUUGAGAAGGAGGAAAGAGAAUUGAUAUGGGUUUAAAACUAUAAUAUCUUGAGUAGCCACCUUUUUUAUAUCAGAAUUCAUUUGGCAAUGUUUUAAUGUUUCAGGAACAUAAUGUGAUAUAAAAGAUAAACUAGUUAUGAGUCAGUUAUUUAGUAAUUAACACUACACAAUAUCUUUAUGACUCUUAUUGAUAAUUCAUCGUAACCUGUAAAACAUUUGUUUUGAAAAUACAUAAAAAAUAGAUUUGUAUUAAAUUUUUGGAAUAAUUUUCUCUUUGAAUAUUCUUAUGGGAAACCAGUCACUACAGUAAUUUGUAGGUGGAGAGUUAAAAUAGUAACACUAAAAUUUAGGACCUAAAAAUGGAGUGUCAUAAAUCAAAGAAUCAAAAACAUAGUUUUCAACCUCUUCGUGUGGUUUAAAAUAAGAUCCUACCCUGAUAUUGAAUAUAUAAAACUAAUUAUCAAUGAAAUCUCAUUUGUCACACAUAAUUUAUAUAAUAUUUGUUCAUACACAGUUUUUGUUCUGUUUUUAAACAUUUAUGUAAAAAGUGUAUAUGAUCCAUCAAAUGUUCGGAAAAUUUGAAUAAACACCAGUUGGUUCUUGGUUGUAAAAAUUCACAUUUCUGUAUGGGUGAUAAUUAUUACCCGUUAUUACCAUUAAUUUUUAUUUGUCUUGAUCAUUAAAACUAAUAAAACUAGACAAAUGCUCACAUUUAAGAUUUUUGCCACCAACUGUUUUGAACAGUUCUGCAGAAGACAUGAAGAAUUUCAAAUGGUGUAAGAAAAUCUAUUUCUUGAGACCUAAGUUGUGUAGUUUUAUUUUUUAUUGUAAAUUGAAUAACUGAAAAGUAAUUACACUCCAACAAAUUUUAAUACCCCUGCAUAUUGUGAUUAUUCAAAAAAAAAAAUGUUGAGUAGAACAUAAAUGGUCCUUUGUGACACGUCAGCUACAGUCUCCAGAAUACUCAUAAUCAUAUCUUAGCAUUCGUAGUUUUGUACUAUUUUUUAGUUAAAGUAGUCUUGUUAUAUUUGACCUCAGUAUUGAUAUUGUACUUAAAAGACUGUUUAGGCAGGGAUCUUGUAUUAUAUUAUGAAGUUACUAAUCUAUUACUUGAAUAUUUAUUUUCUAGUUAAUAAUGAUUUAUUAUGUUAGUUAAUAGCUUUCUUAUCGUUGAAGUUGUAGUUUCUAUUAGAAUUUGUUGUUUCCUAUUUUGUUAUAUUUAUAAAUGAAUGUUGUUGUACAAGAUGUAGAAGAAUUAAUCCAAAUUGUGCCAAAUUUUCUUGUGGCUGCAAUUGGUAAAAAGAUAAACUUGAAUCUAACUAUUUUCAGGUAUUAAUAUUUAUUGAUGAACAAAAUUAAAUUCUUGAUCAUAAAAAUGCA